Closterium sp. NIES-67 is the source of this 1475-nucleotide messenger RNA. NCBI's taxonomy places the organism in Eukaryota, Viridiplantae, Streptophyta, Zygnematophyceae, Desmidiales, Closteriaceae. The record is from the annotation of a GenBank genome assembly.
AGAGAGAGAACGAAACUAGCUCAGAAAAACGAUAGGGAAGGCUGGUGUUUCUAGAUUGGCUCUCGAUCGCCACGGUCGAUUUCGACCUUUGGUUGCUAGCUUGAUUCAGCAAGUAAUUUCUUACACCGUAUUCCGAAAUGGAUGUUUUGAGAGGAAAUGCGGUGUCACAGCACAUCUCAGUCAUCAGCUCAACUUCUGCUCAAGCAUCCGCCAAGCUUCCGCAAUCAAAGUUGUCGAUUUCGCACUCCAGCUCCCUUCACGGCUCGUCCUUUUUCGCCUUGCAACGAAUCCCAUUCGCCCAAUCCACUCUUCUAGCCUCCUCGCACUUCGAACCAAGCAGCAUAAAAUCCACUCACUCCAGUGUAACCUGCUCCGCCUCUUCGCCUUCCUCUUCUACCUCCUCCUCCUCCCGCAAAACUCCUUCUGCUAAGACUCGUCGCCUUAUAUUGCUUCGCCACGCCAAGAGCUCCUGGGACGACCCGUCCUUAAUCGACCACGAUCGUCCUCUCAGCAGCCGCGGGAAGCACGGCGCUAAGAGCAUUGCUAAGAAGCUCGCGCGGCUCGGCUGGACGCCGUCCUUAAUCCUCUGCAGCGACGCCACGCGGACCCGCGAGACGCUCGACAUCAUGCGGGAAGCAGAGGACGGCUUCGCGGAAGCAGAGGCGAGGUUUCUCGGAAGCUUCUACUCCGUGGCAGCCAUGGACGGCCAGACGGCGCGGCAUCUGCACGAAACAGUCGUGCGAUUGGCUCCGGAAUUCGCGGACACGGUGAUGUGCAUGGGGCACAACCGCGGGUGGGAGGAGGCGGCUAGCGAGUUUGCCGGCGAGUGGGUGGAGUUAAAGACGGCCAACGCGGCGCUGCUGGAGUCGAAGCGGCCGCACGCGGAUUGGGGGACGGCGUUCGGCGACGGGUGGGAACUGGUGAAGGUGCUCAAGCCGGAUGAGAAAUAGAAGCUGCGCAGGGGGGAGGACCAGACUUGUUAAGGCGCCUCAAAGGCUGGUGACGGUGCUGUAGCUGGAUGAGAAAUCAAAGCUGAUAGUCUGAGCGGUCCGGGAAGGGCAAGAGGCGGGCCAUGGGGCUGUUGAUGGGAGUAGGAUUCCUAGAAACACGGACGCCGGUGGUGAAAGUGGAUAAGACUGGCGAUGCUAGAUGCGGUGCAGCUAAGGGACUGUUCAGAACAAAGUGCGGAUGGGGGAUUGGAGGGGGAAAGGCAAGGAUAAGGCGAUGGGAGGUUAGAGAUGCGGCAGACUGAAAGAAUCUCGUGUGUGACAGACAGGGAUGCUGCUGCUGACAUGCGUUGAUGCAGGCACAUGAUUUUGACAAUGAUUUGUUGGUCAUGAUGGGUUGAUAUGGUCAGGACUCAGGAGAAACAUCUGUGGUGGGCUACUAGGCUAGUCUAGAACUGCAGCACGCACAAGUUUUCCCCACGCAAUGAUUGCUCCCUCCUCCCCCCCCAACCCCCCAACCCACCAACC